Molecule: messenger RNA, 3945 nt
Organism: Lineus longissimus
Lineage: Eukaryota; Metazoa; Nemertea; Pilidiophora; Heteronemertea; Lineidae
Product: leucine-rich repeat-containing protein 74B-like
Exons: 18
Coding region: 297-2276 (659 amino acids)
Molecular function (GO): protein binding; calcium ion binding
Source: RefSeq, a predicted model, not a curated record
UUAUUACCCGGCCUGCUGACUGACUUCCAAAUGUGGUCUAUUAUCACCACCUCAUGUUUAUCAUCGCCAUAUGCAACAGUUAAUGAAUGGACGAUUUCGACAAGGCCAAACUAGAGCCCAAACAUAACAAAAGUGCACACUUGUUGGCCAUGUCAGAACAAGGCCUAAGCCCACCUAGGACAAUGCCCUAGUGGCGUAAGCUCUGUGACCCCUUUUUCCAGGUGAAACACAUGCCCGGUCAGCGCCCAAACUAACUUCGUUGAAAUCGUCCACAUUGAGGGUAACUUUAAAUCGGCAUGAAGAUACUUAUCUUAUUUCUGGUGUCAAAUAUUUCUAGGGUAAAUAUGAGUUUGCUGGAGAUGGUCAAUGGUGCUUUGGCGCCAAGGGUUCCAGAUCUUGUAAUCUUGACAGAGGAAGAAGAGAAUGACAAGCCACAAUGCAAACAGAAUGGGAGACGCACUGGAUUAGUCAAAGUCACAGACACAGAGGGUGAGAAUAGACUCAGUGAUUCCCCGGACCACCACAUUCAAGCCCCACCCCUCAAAGUCAGACCAUGGAGUGCAAGAAACUCGGAACGAAAAAACGUUGCAAAUGAUGAAAAUGGAUUGCAGAUGACUCGCAGCAAAACUAGUUUGGAUCCUUCUAGGCGAGGUUAUAGGAGUAAAAAGAAGGAGCGUCCCCAGACGAGAUCGUGGGCUGUGACAGAACUUGAGGGAAGUACUAGCGAAGAAGAAGAGGAAGAGGAAGAAGAAGAGCCAUCUGCUAGAAGUGCUGGUAACUAUGCGGAAAAAAAGCAGAAGUUUUCUGAGGCAAUGGAAGCCUGGAUUCAAGGUGACCCAUAUAACUCAGAUGAUUAUGAUACGGACCUAGAGCAGGAAGUAAUUGACAAGGGACCAGAACGAAAGCUGCGAGUGGAUGCAACAGGAGCUUAUCACUAUGUUGAACUGUGUGAAAAGAAAGGUGUUGUCCCUGUAUCAUACAUCAUCCGCCAUCUUGGUGACCGACGGUUACGGAUGCGGCAUCAUUACCUUGGCAACAAGGGAAUCAAAAUACUUUCAGAAGCAUUACAAGUCCAGAAUGAACUGGGAGAUGAGCGUAACACUGUGAUAGAGGCAUUAGACCUGUGUGAUAACUAUUUGGAUGAAGACGGUGCUAAGAACUUGGCCUUUAUGCUGAGGGAUAAUAUGUUUAUUACGAAUGUGGAUAUUUCGAUGAACUUUAUCAAACAUGUUGGAGCGUUAUCGAUAGCCGAUAUGCUGGACCACAAUACAACUUUGAAGACGAUGUCUCUAAGUGGUAACCAGCUUACAGAUAAAGAUGCCCGAGUCCUCGGCGAGGCUCUGAAGAAUAACGCCUCUCUAACCUGCCUCGAUCUUAGUCAUAACAAUUUUGGGGAGGCAGGCGGAGUGUAUUUAGCCGUGGGACUGGGAGCCAAUGAGGGACUGACAGACAUCGACUUGAGUUGGAACGCCAUACGACAGAAAGGAGCAGCAGCACUCGCCACGUCACUAAAGGCAAAUCGUUCAUUAGAGAUUCUAGACAUAUCGUGGAAUGGGAUGUCAUUACAUGGAUGUACACAACUAGCCAAAACGCUGAAGGUCAACACAACACUUAAAGUUUUAGACAUAAGUAAUAAUCGCCUCGGCACGCAAGCUGUCCAGAAACUCAGCAUAGGUCUGAAAUAUAACCAGGGCCUGGAAACGUUAUUGAUGAGUAUGAACCCAGCUGGUGAAGCCGGGAUGGAGGCACUGGUAAAAGCUCUGGCUGUGAAUGAUACUCUCAAAUUAUUGGCAAUCGAGGAUAUCACUCUGACGCCGAACAUCUAUCUAAAGAUCAAAGAACUGGAGGAGAAAAAGGAGAUGCUGAUUCUCCACGGUGGCCUCGGAGGGUACAGCAAGGCUAGGGCUCAUGCAACGGUGAUCAAACUGUUUGACCGAUUCAUCACGGACAACCGUCAGACUCUUGAGACGGUCUUCAAGCAUUUGGACAAGGAUGGGAGUGGAGAUGUGUCCAUCGAGGAGCUAAAACAGGGACUCAAAUUGCAGGGAUUACGCUUGACAAAUCGCAUGAUUGACUUGCUUCUAGAAGAAAUGGACACGGACAAGAGUGGAACAAUCGAGUACAGUGAGCUUCUGCAGGGCCAGGCGCUCUUCCACGAGAAGAUGAUGACGAUGGAAAAACAGGAGGAGAUGCUGAACCCCAAGAAGGAUAAGAUUGCUGCAACUAUUAGAGAAAAACGAACACUUAUGAGCAGGGUUCAGUUGGAUAGUGACUGAUAUUAUGACUAAUUAGUGACUAAUCAUUCAUCGAACAGGAGUUGAUGCUUAACCCUGACAGGGGAAAGAUUGUUGCAACUAUUCGAAAAAAACGGAUACCUAUGAGCAGGGUUCACUUGGAUAGUGACUGAUAUUAUGACUAAUUAGUGACUAAUCAUUCAUCGAACAGGAGUUGAUGCUUAACCCUGACAGGGGAAAGAUUGUUGCAACUAUUCGAAAAAAACGGAUACCUAUGAGCAGGGUUCAGUUGGAUAGUGACUGAUAUUAUGACUAAUUAGUGACUAAUCAUUCAUCGAACAGGAGUUGAUGCUUAACCCUGACAGGGGAAAGAUUGUUGCAACUAUUCGAAAAAAACGGAUACCUAUGAGCAGGGUUCAGUUGGAUAGUGACUGAUAUUAUGACUAAUUAGUGACUAAUCAUUCAUCGAACAGGAGUUGAUGCUUAACCCUGACAGGGGAAAGAUUGUUGCAACUAUUCGAAAAAAACGGAUACCUAUGAGCAGGGUUCAGUUGGAUAGUGACUGAUAUUGUGACUAAUUAGUGACUAAUCAUUCAUCAAACAGGAGUUGAUGCUGAACCCUGACAGGGGAAAGAUUGUUGCAACUAUUCGAAAAAAACGGAUACCUAUGAGCAGGGUUCACUUAGAUAGUGACUGAUAUUGUGACUAAUUAGUGACUAAUCAUUCAUCAAACAGGAGUUGAUGCUAAACCCUGACAGGGGAAAGAUUGUUGCAACUAUUAAAAAAAAAUGGAUACCUAUGAGCAGGGUUCAGUUGGAAAGUGACUGAUAUUGUGACUAAUUAGUGACUAAUCAUUCAUCAAACAGGAGUUGAUUGCUAAACCCUGACAGGGGAAAGAUUGUUGCAACUAUUCGAAAAAAACGGAUACGUAUGAGCAGGGUUCACUUGGAUAGUGACCCUAAUUAUGGCUAAUUAGUGACCAGAUGACUAAUUAGUGAUAAAUCAACCACGGGAAGAGAUACUGCACCCUGACUAGGAAAAGAUUGCUGCAACUAUAAGGGAAAAAGAAAACUUGUGAAAGGGGCACUUAUGAACAUUGUUCAGUUUGAUAGUGACUGAUAUUGUGACUAAUUAGUGAUAAAUCUACCACGGGAAGAGAUACUGCACCCUGACUAGGAAAAGAUUGCUGCAACUAUAAGGGAAAAAUAAAACUUGUGAAAGGGGCACUUAUGAACAUUGUUCAGUUUGAUAGUGACUGAUAUUGUGACUAAUUAGUGACUAUUUAUGACAAAUUAGUGACUAAUCAACUAUCAAACAGGAAUAGAUGUGCCACCUAGUGAAGGAGAAGUGACGAUGAGUAGAGUUCAUUCGGAUUGUGACUGAUAUUGUGACUAAUUACUCACCAAUAGUAAUUGUGACUAAUCAAUUCAAAUAGUCACUUAUUGGUCACUGCAAUUGUGGCUAUAAGCACAAAGUAGUCACAAAGCUGUCAUCCUCAUCUGCUUCUCUGUGCAUCUGUUAACAGUCAUUCUACAGGGUGAAACUACUUAGGAGAAUUUUGAGUCAAAAUCGACAACCCUUUAAGUACUUAGUAAGUGACUUGUGCAUUCCUGUACCUAUUUAUGUAGCCUAUUUAUUGACGUCGAGCUCUUCAUUCAUGUGUGUUGAUUUGUUUUCUUUGUGGCUAUCAUAAUAAAGAGGUAUACAUGUA